Molecule: messenger RNA, 1854 nt
Organism: Dioscorea cayenensis subsp. rotundata (Guinea yam)
Lineage: Eukaryota; Viridiplantae; Streptophyta; Magnoliopsida; Dioscoreales; Dioscoreaceae
Product: UPF0187 protein At3g61320, chloroplastic-like
Exons: 4
Coding region: 116-1303 (395 amino acids)
Biological process (GO): regulation of photosynthesis, light reaction
Molecular function (GO): voltage-gated chloride channel activity
Source: RefSeq, a predicted model, not a curated record
UCCAAUGGAACUCAACCAUCUGUGACUUCCUCCUUCACACAGCUUCUUCUUCUUCUUCUUCUUCGUUUCUCUUCUCGUAACCCUAACCCUAACCCUAACCCUAAAAUACUCAUCAAUGGCGUCCAAGCUCCCUCUCUCCUCCUCCUUCACUCCAAAAUGCCCACUCACACCUCACCUCCCUCCCCGUUCCUCCACCUCCUCCUCUGUUCGCGUUCUCUGCUCCCAUUCCUCCAAACCCUCGCUCCUUACCCUCCUCGAUUUCAUCCCCAAUUGGUCUGACGAAGUCCAGGAGCGUGGCCUGCGCCGACGGCGCAACCUCUACACCCCCGACGACUGGCGCGCGCACCGGAGCUCCCGCCGCCACCUCCGCCACCUCAUUUCCAGCCUCAGCUCCCGUGUCAUCCUCUCCCUUGUCCCUCCCGUCCUCUCUUUUACUGCCAUCGCCGCUGCUCUGGCCGCUUAUAAUUCCGCCGUCGCGGCUGGCUGGCUUCCGGCGUGGUUCCCAUUGCUGCAUGCUUCGUCGCUGCCGUACCAGCUGACGGCGCCAGCUCUUGCCCUGCUGCUUGUUUUCCGGACGGAGGCCUCUUACGCGAGGUUCCAGGAAGGGAGGAACGCGUGGAUGAAGGUAAUGGCCGGGGCCGAUGAGCUUGCCGGGAUGGUGAUCUCUAUGGGUGCGAGAGAUGGUGGGGUUGAUGCCGGGCUUCGGAGGGCUCUCUUGAAUUAUAUCAUGGCGUUUCCUGUGGCUCUCAAGUGUCAUGUUGUUAACAGCUCUGAUGUCAAAGCUGAUCUCCAGAAUUGUCUUGAAGAGGAUGAUCUAGCAAUUGUUGUGAGAUCAAAGCAUCGCCCUCGCUGUAUCGUUGAGUUUAUUUUACAAAGCCUUGAGAUUAUGCAUUUGGAAGAAGCAAAAUGGCAGAUCCUGGAAUCAAAGCUCCAUUCCUUUCAUGAAGGUAUAGGUGUUUGUGAUCAGAUCAUGGGUAUUCCGAUUCCUCUAUCUUAUACUCGGUUGACAUCAAGAUUUCUUGUCCUAUGGCAUCUUUCACUUCCUGUUAUACUUUGGGACGACUGCAAUUGGAUUGUUGUUCCUGCCACAUUCAUUAGCGCUGCCUCCUUGUUCUGUAUCGAAGAAGUCGGUGUUCUCAUCGAGGAGCCAUUCCCUAUGCUUGCACUCGACGAACAAUGCAAACAACUUCACGACCGCAUCAAAGAGUCCAUGGCAAUGGAGAAAUUGAUUCAUAAGCAAAUUCUCACCAAGAUGGACCGCCAUUUAGAUGAGCGCCAAGUCAAUGGCUGGCCACAUUUAUAGUCAAAAACAGAGAACCACCUCUACUAUGUAGUAAAAGAUAAAUAUGCAGAGAUCAACCAUAUCUAACAAAUCAGAGUAUCACCAGAGAUUACAUGCUAUUAAUGCAUGAAGAAAGACUGGCUUCUGAUUCACUGCAAAGAAGUUACAAGCUGAGAAUCUUGAGAUAGUGUACAAACAAAGAUACAGAUACAGAUGCAGACACAGAGGGAGAGAGAGACCAUGAAUGAAAUGUAUGGAUUGCACUUCAAUUGUCAGGUUAGAGAUCUCAUGAAAUCAGGUCUCAUUGAAUGUGCUAUAUGGUUUGGUCUCCUCUUUUGUGUUGGUUUUGAUACAUAUAACACAAGUGAUAAGGAGGAGAAGAGUAAGGAAUGCAGGGAUGGAUUUGGAGUGUACAAGAAGGUUAUUGAGUUUGUCGGCUUCGUAUUUUUCGUCGCUUUGUUCUGUUUGUUUAAAGAAUCGAUUUUAAUCGACUAGUUAUCGUAUGCUUUUUAGAUCCUUGAUCUGGUUCAAAUAUAGGCUGAGUUCAUUUAUGCCUGAGCCUAGAGCUUUUA